Messenger RNA from Benincasa hispida (wax gourd), 876 nucleotides. RefSeq names its product arabinogalactan protein 41-like. The record is from RefSeq and is a predicted model, not a curated record. Lineage: Eukaryota; Viridiplantae; Streptophyta; Magnoliopsida; Cucurbitales; Cucurbitaceae.
AAACAAAUGUAUAGUUUGGUUAAGAAAGUCAAAUAACAUUCUCUUGUCAGUUUUGAACCUUAGAAUUCCAAAUUGUAGCAGACAAAUAGAAGGAAGAAUGGACCAUGUUUGUUUAAAUACAAUGAUAGGCAGCCACAAGAUUGCUGUAAAGGGCUCCAGCAGAAAAAAGAACCAAAAAUAGGGAAACACUGGAGAAACGUUGCCAGCAAAGGGUUGGCUUCCCAGAUAAGCAGAGACUAAGAAAUAAGCUAAGAAUCAACUUACAGUCUGUCUUUUGGUAAAGUUAAGUACAUCGAAGAUCCAGCAGAGCAAAAGCAUAAAAAAGAAGGAAUCUGUAGAGAGAGAGAGAGAGAGAAGAAUCACAUGGGUUUGCUUGGAUUCCCAAAGCUUGCGGUUGAAACACAAACAGUAUUAAACCUCAAUCCCUCCAUUUCCAUCUUUCUCAUUCACGACCUUCAAAUUUCUUCUUCUUGUUCCUCUGUCUUUCUCUAGGUUCCUCUGAGGGAGAAGUGGCAAUUGGAUUGAAUAAACGCCAAGGACAGAGAGAGAGACAGAGAUGGCUGUUUUGAAGGCUUGUUUUGGAAUCUAUGCUGCUGUGAUUAUUGCUGUCUUUUAUGUUGUAACUUUGCCUGUAUCUGCAGCUGAAUUUUCCUCUUCUCCAGCUCCAGCUCCCACUAGUGAUGGAACCACAAUAGACCAAGGAAUAGCAUAUGUUCUAAUGCUGGUGGCUUUAGUGCUUACUUAUAUCAUCCAUUGAUGCAACUUUUGAAAGCACCAAAAAACAGGAGAAGAAUUAACAGCAUUCAUUCCAAUUAAAAUUGCAUUAUUUUCAAGUGUAUGAGAUUAAAUGAAGAUGGUGUGGCUGUUUCAUUCAAA